AUGGAUUACGACAGCGACUCUAGUAUCGACGAGGACUUCACUGAGACUGGUGUGCUUCUCGGCUACGCUGCAGAGGAAGUUGUCGAAGAUACUAUCAGCCACCUUGGCGGCUGGCCGACAUGGCUUGAUGAGACAACUCCACCACCAGGGGAUUUUGCCAAUUGUAAGGUCUGCAAUCAGCCCAUGCUGCUACUCCUCGAGCUGCAUGGUGACCUGCCCGAUGAUUUCCCCCAUAACGAGCGCCGCCUGUAUAUCUUCGGAUGCCCUAGAAAACCAUGCAACCGAAAGCCAGGCAGUAUCCGGGCUUAUCGCACAGUCCGUAAAGUCUCACUGGAAAGCGCACCACAGAAAAAGCAAGAGCAAAAGUCAGAAGAAAAGAAAGCCGAAGCCGAGCCAAGCGUAGCCCCGAAGCCCCAGCAGGACCUGGGCGCUAGUCUGUUCGGCGCGACAUCACUCACAAGCAGUGUGUCUGCAAAUGUGAACCCGUUCUCUUCCAACCAGGGUUCAUCGCCUGGAAACAAUCCAUUCGCAAUGCCCAAAACAGCGACUAGCCCAACUGCUCAAUCUGCACAAUCUACAAAUGCGCUCGCUGAAUCAUUUGCCGAUAAGGUCCGGAUUUCAUCCCCAGAGUCGGCACCAGCCGCUACAUCAAAUGCUGUGACAGCCACGAAGCAAACUCCCGAGUCUAUUGGUGCGCAAACGCCAUGGCCUGCACAAUCUGCCUUCCCGGCCCCAUACCAGAAAUUCUACCUAGACGCUGAUUAUGAGACUAUGUCUCGGCCCUCGACACCUACUGUGCCAGAAAACGUUACUAUUGAGGCAAUGGAUGUAGAUGAAGGCGGCGGUGUCGAACUCAAAGAUACCUUUGAAUCUGAUCUUGACAAGGCCUUUAUGAAGUUCUCUAUCCGUCUCGAGCAUAACCCAGAGCAAGUUCUGCGAUAUGAGUUCCGUGGCACACCGCUACUGUACUCGUACGCUGAUCAGGUGGGUAAGCAACUACAUCCUGGUCAGUUCGGCGGAGGCAAAGUGACUACCACUGCGACUGGAAGUAUUCCUCGAUGUGAGUAUUGUGGUGCUGGGCGUGUGUUUGAGUUGCAGCUUGCCCCACAUGCUAUAAGCGUGUUGGAAGAUGGCCGCGAGGGUGUUGGGCUUGGUAAAGAUGAUGCUGGUAUGGAGUGGGGGACUAUCAUUGUUGGUGUCUGUUCUCAGGAUUGUGCGCCGCAGACUCUCAAGCAGACUGGCUGGAGGGAGGAAUGGGCUGGUGUGCAGUGGGAAGAAAGUAAAUAG
Molecule: messenger RNA, 1287 nt
Organism: Penicillium taxi
Lineage: Eukaryota; Fungi; Ascomycota; Eurotiomycetes; Eurotiales; Aspergillaceae
Product: small subunit rRNA maturation protein TSR4
Exons: 2
Coding region: 1-1287 (428 amino acids)
Biological process (GO): maturation of SSU-rRNA
Cellular component (GO): cytoplasm
Source: RefSeq, a predicted model, not a curated record